This is a messenger RNA of Aspergillus piperis CBS 112811, 1080 nucleotides long. RefSeq names its product Hsp40 co-chaperone Jid1. The record is from RefSeq and is a predicted model, not a curated record. NCBI's taxonomy places the organism in Eukaryota, Fungi, Ascomycota, Eurotiomycetes, Eurotiales, Aspergillaceae. Bases 125 to 1051 code for a protein of 308 amino acids. The transcript has a single exon.
UAGCGGGAUUAUUUGUAUCGACAACCAGACAAUCCCGUUCAAACCCCGGUGCUUUCUACUUUGCCAUCGGUCUAAAACAUUCUGGAGAGGUCUUACAUAUCUCUCCAUGUGAAACCAUGCGGCCAUGCUUAAGAAACCCAACAUCCUCUGCUGUGGUGGUGGACUGCAGUUACUGAACACCCCAUGCCUGUCCUCGCCACUUCGGUCUCGUGCUUUCCCCUCACAGUCUCGCUAUUCCGCCAGGCGCUAUGCCACCGCUUCUCACAACCCAGAGACGGAUCUCUCAUGGCCGUCAUCUCCCACUUUCACCCCAUAUGAGCUAUUUAAACAAGAUCGGACCGCGCCAUAUUCCAAGACUCGCUAUUAUGAAAUGGUCAAAAUCUACCAUCCGGAUCGCCCAUGUAGCGGACAUCCACUAUGCAGAGACCUCACACCCGAAGUGAGACUUCAGCGAUACCACAUCCUAGUGGCUGCGCAUGAAAUUCUAUCUGACCCUAGUAGACGGGCAGCCUACGAUUUCAGUGGCGCGGGGUGGAACCUCCAUCCGUAUGAAACGCCGAUCCCAUCCUGGGCUAGAACGGGCUCCAGUAACUACGGUCCGAUAUACGCGAACGCGACGUGGGAAGACUGGGAAAGGUGGAAUAAUCGUCACCAGGGAAAGCAGCAGACUCUGGUGGACCAUCGGACCUUUGCGACAUUCGUGAUACUUCUGACAUUAAUGGGCGGAGCGCUCCAGGCAUCUUGGAUUAGCAAGCUCAGCAGCGGUUACGAAGACCGGCUUUGGGAGCUGAACCAAGAGUCAUCCCGCCUUUUGAAAGGGCGCAGGGAGAACACUCAGCAUCAAAUGCAGUCGGUAGAUGCAAGGGUCCAACACUUCCUUAUCCGAAGAGACCCGUCCGGGUGUGGGUUGAAGGAGGAAGAACAGCCGGUUUAUAAGCAAGUUUUACAUUCCCAAAAAAGCUCCGACGACUCACCUGCGGAGGUUAUUGGAUCGGAGAGACAGGACUGUAGAGUCUUACAAGAUUCAGUCCAGGCGGAAACUAGCAGUUGACAUAGACUGCAUGCGUAGCUCGUUCGCGG